AAGCAUAGAGAUAGAUAUCUAGAUAUAACCAUUUACUCUCGUGGAUGCCGGGCGGUCCGGGUUACUACAACCUCGAGUAUGUUCCAGGCUCCGUGGAUAUGCUCUAGAUGUCUUUCAAGGUCUGUAGCCCUGAUACAGUGUAAACAAUGGCCUCGACAGCUCCGGUUUAAUUCCACAGUCCCGACACCGGAAGUGUCCAUAUCUCCUGUUCUUCUCAACCGGGCACGGUCAAUCGCCAAUGAGCAUGCAACCCUCACUUCCAAACUGGCAGAAACAUUCGAUCCGAAAACUGCAAAGCGAGCAGGAGAGCUGGCUACCACGGCCAGAGCAUUGAAGAAAUGGGAAGACGCAAAUGAGACCAUCGCUGAGCUCAACAAUCUCCUUAAAGACCCAUCCACAGAUUCCGAACUCCAUUCCCUCGCUCUUGAGGAUCUCCAGUCAACAACAACCUCCCUCGCCAUUCUCUCUACCAACCUUAAGCAAGCCCUUAUCCCGCGCCACCCGUUCGCAGAUCUACCUUGCCUCCUCGAGCUCCGCCCAGGCGCUGGGGGCGAAGAAGCCGGCAUCUUCGCCAAUGAACUCCUGCGCAUGUAUACUAUGUUCUGCUCCAACCGGGGCCUGCACGUCACUCUCUUGAAGAAGGAAAGCGAAAACGCCGGUGCGAGUGGUGGGUCCGAAGAUCGAUUGGUCGAAGCUGUGAUGGAAAUCGAGACACCGGGUAGCUAUGAGACGCUUCGGACAGAAGCGGGCGUACAUCGCGUGCAGAGGGUUCCUGCUACUGAAAGCAAAGGCAGGACGCAUACCAGUGCUGUCAGCGUGGUGAUUCUGCCUUCCUUCCCAAACAAUGGCGAGGAAGGGGACAGUGAGAUGAAUUUUGACGAUCCCAACUCUGACUACUACAUUGAUCCGCAGGAGGUAAAUGUGGAGAAAAUGCGGGCGGGUGGUGCAGGUGGGCAGCACGUUAAUAAGACUGAAUCCGCAAUCCGGUUGACGCAUAUCCCCACCGGUAUUGUGGUGGGCAUGCAGGAUUCGCGGUCACAACAUGAGAAUCGGCGCAAAGCGUGGCACCUCCUUAGGGCUAGGAUUGCGCAGCAGCGACGUGAAGCGAGAGAGGAGGAGAUGGUGAAGUUGCGGCGAGGUGCUAUGGGCGGUGUGGGGAAGAUGGGGAGGGGGGAUAAGAUACGCACAUACAAUUUUGGGCAGAACCGAUGCACGGAUCAUAGGAGUGGGUUCACGGUGCAUAACCUGGGGAGUAUCAUGGAGGGCGGUGAUGGGCUUGAGAAGAUUAUGGAUAGUGUGAGGGGGUGGCUUGUUGAUCAAGAGGUUGAUAAUGUCUUUGCAGAGGAGCAAAUGAAGCUAGCGCAAGCAGCAGUUAAAACGAAGGGGAAAUCUUAAAGUGUUGGCAUGAUUAUGGCUUGCUUUUAUAUUAUUCUCUGUUACUUGGAUUUAGACAUGUAUUCUUGAUACUUUUCUUCGGAAAAUGGCCGAGUUGUGUAUUGAGGUCUAUCUGCCCGUGAAAGCGUUUUUAAUAUUAACCUGUUUUGUUUCAAUUAUGAUGAGUCUAUUAGUCUAUAUGCAACCAGCUUCCCAAGGCCUGAAAUAACCGGAACUAGUUAUACAAUCAAAUAAGUGGGGAAGGACAUCUAUAUAUAUUUCCUCUCAGGGUCCAAAGCGUCCAGGCCCUCCAUCGUCUUCUCAUA
Messenger RNA from Blastomyces dermatitidis ER-3, 1700 nucleotides. RefSeq names its product peptide chain release factor 1. The coding region runs from base 79 to 1395 and encodes 438 amino acids. Gene Ontology annotation, molecular function: translation release factor activity. The record is from RefSeq and is a predicted model, not a curated record. NCBI's taxonomy places the organism in Eukaryota, Fungi, Ascomycota, Eurotiomycetes, Onygenales, Ajellomycetaceae. The transcript has 3 exons. Gene Ontology annotation, biological process: translational termination.